Siniperca chuatsi (mandarin fish) is the source of this 3743-nucleotide messenger RNA. Its product is annotated as zinc finger protein 184-like. The transcript has 9 exons. The record is from RefSeq and is a predicted model, not a curated record. The coding region runs from base 142 to 3189 and encodes 1015 amino acids. Lineage: Eukaryota; Metazoa; Chordata; Actinopteri; Centrarchiformes; Sinipercidae.
CUUUUAUUUUGAAAAAAGGAAACGCAGGAGACGAGUUGAGGAAACGGGUGUUUGCGUGCUAACAGCGCAUGUUAGCCAAAAAAAUCAAAACAACAUAAUUUAACAUUUAUUUCUCAACGCUACAGGAGACAUAUUGCACUAAUGGAGGUCAUUGGUUCAACAGAGAAAAUAAAUGACCCAAGCCUACCUCUUCCAUCCCUUCGCCUCCUGGUGCCCCCACUGCAGCUUCUGUCUGCUGCUAUGUGGCAGCUGGCGAAGCAGAAAGAUGUGAUGAAUUAUGAGAAGGUUCAGGAGUUUGUGUUCAUGGUGACUGAGGCAGUCCCUGGACUGAUCAACCACAGACAGAGAGCCCAGCUCAUUCUGGGUCUAAAAGCAAGGUUUAUUCUGGAGCUUUGUAAAGGCUCAGUUCGGGGUUCUGUUGAUUCUCAAGUGAUCCAGAGCUAUUUGGAUAGACUCCCAAUGACCUCUGCAAACACAGAUUACAGGGAUGCAGAGGUGAAAACAACAGAGUCCACUUUCAUUGCACUUGUUCAGAGCCUGCUGAAAGAUCCAGUUGAGAGAGCAUAUUUCUUCCAGGAGGUGUUCCCAGUGGAAUAUGGGCCGCAAUAUGAUGCUGCUCUGCAUGUGUUAUUGUGGGAGCUGCUCUCAAAACUGGAAAAGCUGCUCCCAGUACCAGACUUAAAACAGACUGCAGCCUGGCUCGGCUCUGCUCCUCCUCUGUUGGAGGAAUGUGUUCAGUCCUCACCUGAAGAGCUGAGCUUGAUUUUCGAGCACUACAAAAGUUCAGGACUACUGAAAAUGCCAUAUGGCCCUUCAUCCACCAUUGGUAGCUGCAUCAUGUCUGCUUUAUCCGUUCCUCCCUCGCAAAAGACAAACAUCUCUGUCGGACUGGAAUCAAUCCACAACUAUGCAAAUGUACUAAACCCUGUCACUUUUGUCGGAACGGACCAGUACAGCGUUGUGGCCGUCUACACCGAAGUGGAAGUUGGAGCAUCUGAAGUAGACGAGGAAAUUAUCGAGUCAGCUGAAGUGCAAGUUCAAACAGAUUUCUAUGAAGAAGAGAUUGUGGCUGUUAGCGCAGAUAACGGCGGUGGUGAGGAGGCUACCAGCUUGAGGGCAGAAGAAACAAGUGAAACUGUGGAUGUUGCUAAAGCUCUGGAGACUCUGACAAAAACUUUUGCACUAAGGAAGGAGAGCCUUGGUCAAGACGUACUGACAGGAAAGAGUAAUGAUUCAUCUCUUAAUGAUGAGCUUGGGUCAGGAAGUGCACCAGAUGAAGGAAAAACACAUGAAGGACAUGAAACAAGUGACCAAACUGAUGAGAAAAGAGAAAACAUUGUUGAAGAGGUGAAGGAGGAUUUCCAACCUGGAGGCGUAGAGAGCACUAUGAGCUCUUGUACAGACUUGAAGGAUAACCACAAAACAUUUUCUGUCCAUGAAGAAAUGACAGAUGUCUCCAUGGAAGAUGCUGUCUCCGAAACACAACAGUCUCCCUGUUCAGCUAAUGUGCGCCGAUCCACUCGUCUACAACUGAAGACGUCACCCAGUCGGCAGGAGAUGUGUAAAAUCAAGAAGUCAUCCAGACAAAUUAGUGAAGAACCAAAAAUGAGCAGGGCUGAUGUAUCAGCUGCCCCCUCUGUUAUAGCCAUCAAAGGAAGUGACAAAGGUGAGUCGGACGAGAUGACGUCUAUCAUCUUCACCUGCUCACAGUGCCCCUUCCACAGCUCGGAUGAAAAUAGCCCUCCUCACUUCCACAUGCAGAGUGUUCACACUGAAGUGUACAGGCCUCUCUCAGGAGCCAAAUUUACACCAUCUCCAUCCAGCACAGAUGAAAUUUUUACAUCCAUUAAACUUUUCCCCAAAGUAAACACCGAGCAGGGCAAAGCAGAACAGCCUGAUAAUCAAAGCAAAGUAAAUGUGUCUCAGUCCCACAGCAGACAGAAGGCCCUCACAUGCGAAACGUGCGGUAAGACGUUCACCCGGACGUCAGACGUCAGGAGACACCAGCUCACUCACACCGGAGAGAGACCAUUUCAUUGCUCGCAGUGUGACCGAACCUUCCAGCACUCUUGGGAUCUGGCCAAACAUGAGAGUAAACAUCAUGGCGUGGCCAUUUCUUUCUCCUGCCAGCUGUGUAGGAGCUCCUUCGCUAACCUCCGCACACUCACCGUCCACCAUAAGAAGUCUCACUCACAGGAGAGCCAACUUCCUCAGAUCUGCUCCAUCUGCAGCCAGAGCUUCCCCACCUCCUCUGAGCUUCUCGAGCACAGGAAGUCCCAUGUCACCAGUAAACGCUACAUCUGCCAGCAGUGCAGCGAAGGCUUCGACUCCCUGCUCGCGCGCUCCCAGCACAGGCAGAUGCAUCAAGUGAAGCAUCAAUUUAAGUGUCCACAUUGUGAGAAGACGUACACUCGGAGAUCUGAUGUAAAGAGGCAUCUAUCUACCCACACUGGGGACCGACCUUACCAGUGUGACCAGUGCAGCAAACGGUUCUCGCUCCGCUUUAUGCUCAUGAAACACCUCCGUGUUCACACAGGCGAGCGGCCUUUCCAGUGCUCCCACUGCCCCAAGAGAUUCACCCUGGUGUCUGUGCUGGCCAGGCACGAGAGGAUGCACACUGGGGAGAAACCUUUCCUCUGCUCUCAGUGCGGGAAGGGCUUUUUGUCGCAGGGAGAGCUUUCAAAACAUAACAGGUCGCAUGUGGACGACAGGCCCUACUCCUGCCCUCAGUGUGACAAACGUUUCAAGAGCAAGAAAACCCAGCAGGAACACAUCGUCUCCCACACUGGCGCCCGCCCGUACCCCUGCACCUACUGCGGGAAGGGCUUCACCAAACCGUACGCACUGACCAGGCACAAUCUCAUUCACACAGGAGAGAGGCCGUUCCCCUGCGGACACUGCGAUAAGUCGUUCCUCACGCUCAGCGAGGCUCAGCUGCACCAGCGUAUUCACACGGGGGAGAGGCCGUAUCCCUGCAACAUCUGCGAGCUCAAGUUCAAGAGCUCGUCGGAGCUGGCGCGUCACAAGCGCAGCCAUUCAGGGUUGAAGCCGCUGAAGCCAUACUGUGAGCAGUGCAUGAAAACGUUCACAUCCAAGGCCAAGCUGAAGAAACACAUGGAGACACACAGGGAGGAGGGAGAAGCAGCGCAGUCUGUGGACUCUGUACAGCCUGAGGAAUCAAAUAAUUAAUGAAUAACAGAGAUCUUAGUGAUUAAGUUAGUGAAGUUGUGAAAAAGAAUGUAAACUGUUUCAGGUUGCUGAUGCUUGAGUUUAGAUGUUUAGCUUUAUCAAAUUUAACAAGUUCUGAUUAGGAGAGAAUAUAUGGACAAGAAGAUCAUGUUUGGCACUGUUGCAUCCUUCAACCUUUAAGUAACUUACUGUGAAAAAGUUGUUAAACACAAAUCAUUUUGACCUAUCAGUGUUUUAUAUGUGCAGCUUUACUCUCUCAUCUCCACUUUGCUUUGAAGUUUGCAACAGGGACGAUUUACAAUUAUGUUGAAGUAAUCAAUAUAGUAUGUUUAAAAUGGAAAUCACAGGUGAACAAAAUUGUUCAUUAAAUACAUUUUUCACUCCAUAUACUGUCUGUUUUUUUCACUACACUAUAAUAUUGUGCGUCAGUAUAAUUGAGAGCAUGUGGAUAUAUUUUUUUAUUUUUUAAGUUACAAGGUCUACACAGUUGAAGGCCAUAAAACUGAAACCUGUAUAAUAAUCCAAUGCCAUGCAAUAAAUGUUACCUAAGUGUG